UCAUAUCCGACCAGACAUCAUCAUUCUAUGACUGGGAUUUAUCCCAUAAUUGUCGGUUUGUUCUGCAGUUUGCUCCUCUCUGCAAAUGCCCACUCUUCUUCUUCUACCUCCAACCAUCUCACAAACCAGCCUCAUCAUCACCUUCAACACUAUGAAGCUCUUGCAACUCCCCUGAAAUCUUGGACCAAAUCCAAACACUCCCGCCAUCCACAUCUUCAUCUCAAAUUUGUUCAUGGUGUUGUGAACAUCAUCGGAUGGGGAAUUCUGGUGCCCGCGGGGGCAAUAAGCGCAAGGUAUUACAGGAAACUGCGGCUGAGAUGUGAGGAAUGUUACUCUCUACACACAGUAUCCCAAGUGUCAGGGUUCAUUGUGGGCACUGUAGGGUGGGGGCUAGGGAUCUCUUUGAGGAAUUCUGCAGCCAAACAGCACCCUAUGACCACCCAUGGAAUUCUUGGCACUAUACUACUCUCAUUCUCCACAUUACAAGUGUUGGGUGUGUGGUUGCAACCACAUGAUGAAGAAGAAAAUAGAUACAGAAAAUAUUGGGUGAUAUAUCAUAAUGUUUUGGGGUAUGCACUCAUCAUUCUCAUAAUAGCAAAUAUAUUCCAAGGAAUAGACAAUCAUCAGAUCAGCCAUGGCAGCAGAUGGAAAUGGUGUUAUGCUGUUAUUCUGGGAGUUUUCGCCUUUACUGCCCUUGUUUUGGAACUUUUUAGCUGCUGCCUUAAAUUUUAAAUUCAUUCAAAUGCAAUGUUCAAAUAAUAUAAUGUUCAUAAA
This is a messenger RNA of Ipomoea nil (Japanese morning glory), 774 nucleotides long. RefSeq names its product cytochrome b561 and DOMON domain-containing protein At5g47530-like. The coding region runs from base 28 to 732 and encodes 234 amino acids. The transcript has 3 exons. The record is from RefSeq and is a predicted model, not a curated record. Lineage: Eukaryota; Viridiplantae; Streptophyta; Magnoliopsida; Solanales; Convolvulaceae.